AUGAAGCGACCUGAUUGUGAAUAUUCUGAUUCUGGAUAUGUUUCUCUUUGGUCACAUGAAAUUAGACAAGCCGAUGUAGUUGACCGAGGAUUUCACGGGGAUGCUAAACGACUGUCUAGAGAAGCUGCCUCUUUUCAGCUAUUUUACGGAUUACUCUCACUGUAUUACAGUCAAAAUUUUCAUUGUGAACCUGUGACAGCACACCGGGUUGUGAUGGACGAACUCAUUGGAAUGUUGGAUCCCCUAGGUCAUGUGGAAUUUGUCUGCAAAACAUAUGUGAACCUCGAUCGACAAGACAGUUGUAUUAGUCUCACGCGUUGGCCAAAUGGAGAUUUCGCUGUCUGGUUCAGUGAAAGACUUGUGUUGCUCCGACCGAACGCGGAGAAUGUCAACUUACCUAUAAUGUGCUUACACAAUCCUCGCAGUUCAAAGCCUAUUCGUGGCACACCUGAUAUGGCUGAGGUCAUAGGAAGUUUUCGGAUACCAAGGCGGAUAUCCGUGGUGGUUCCACAUCCCAUUUGUCCUGGCUAUGCUUUGUCCCUGUUCCAAAUGUCUUUCUCGACCUGUCCGAGUUUGUCAUUUAUGUUCGAAUCUCACCGCGACCCACUGUUUGUUGGAGUGUUCACAUUUGCACAACUUUUGGGCUGGAAUGAUUCAGAGUCAGUGGCGUUUCCCACCUACUAUUGCUCACUUCAAACCGUCAGAUUUGCUAGUUUAUUAUAUCCGGGCCCAAAGACACCAGUGCUUGCCUUUACAGUGGAUAGAGAAUCGAGGAUUUAUCUUCUGGCUCCUUGGAGACCUGUGAUGUCUUAUGGAGAUUUCAAUGAACCCGAAUUUCGGUCGGCCAAAGACAACUGUCCGGACUCUGAAUACGCAGUGCUUUGCCUCCAAAUCGAUGAAUCCUCCACAGAAAUGGUGGAUUUGCACUCCAUUCCAACUGUAUUAUGGUGGGCACCAUUGUGUGAAAACUUCAGCCGAUACGACACUCGAGUCGAUUUGAUGCCACGACCAGACCAAACAAAUGUGUACUGGUGUCAACCGGAUGAACCCACACACAUUAUUCGGGUCCAUUUGGAUACUCCCCACCAACUCUCAAGUUCUAAGGUUAUUGCUAGCUACUACGAGAUUCCAAAUCCACUCGGAGCUGACGAACUGAUUUCAUUCCGAUGUGUUGAACGCGACACAACCGAUGAUCUGAUUCUUGCUGAACGCUCUCCAGAUGGAGGGAUUCUCAUCAUAAUGUUUCGUAUACCACUCCGAAUGUGCCAGCGUCGAGACAGAUCGUAUCCACUAUAUGCUUUCAAGAUUCCAACAGCUCAGGUGGCCCGCUCACCACAAACGGUGGCAUCAAGUAGCUAUGGGGAUUUUAUUUAUGCUACAGACGCUGAGGGAUAUGGAGCUGUGUUUAGGCUAGAUUCACAGGAAUUUCAACCGCUAGAUAAUGAAACCGUUGCUGUUGAUUUCGUGCCCGAUGGAAAACAUCCCCAAACUGAUUUCGAAGCUGCAACAUACUGGGAAAUUGUUUCGGUGUUGCUGGCAAACUUGGCUGCGUUUCAUCAGCGUCAAAGCAUUCAAACAGAGUGUGAACAAACCGAAUUCCCUCCCCUAAUGGAACAGGUUCCUCCACUGCCUAUCACAAGAAUAGCCGUCCAAACAGCAUCGCUGCAACACCACUGGCAGGUUCUAUCUCAAAAGAUGGAUCAGGUGGAUAUCCCGAUGGAGUUGCGACAAUUAUACCGGAAAAUUAGCGAUACCAUCGGCUCUUGGUUGGACGUUGAGCAACUUGGUUCAAAAAGCCCCUCAGCAGGUAAAAAGCUGCCAUGUGUCAAAAAUGCACAUCCCUCUGUUUGGAACUGCAGACCGGAAAACAUCCCGAUUAAUUGUGCCAAGCUGAAACUUGACCGAGAUCAGACAGAAGCGAAAUACGCCAAAAUCUUCAAAGGAAUUCCACGGAUAUCAACAAUUUACGCUGAACACUUUGGCGGGUUUGGGGCCUCCGUUCACGACUUUCGCGAGCCCAAUGGUCUUGCCAUUCUUCCCGAAGGUGUCAUCGCUGUUGCUGAUGGUAACGCUGAGAUGAUCAAGGGAAUUCCACGGAUAUCAACAAUUUACGCUGAACACUUUGGCGGGUUUGGGGCCUCCGUUCACGACUUUCGCGAGCCCAAUGGUCUUGCCAUUCUUCCCGAAGGUGUCAUCGCUGUUGCUGAUGGUAACGCUGAGAUGAUCAAGUUCUUCUCACAAACCGGCCGCUUCCUUCAUUGUUGGAAGAUCACUACUUCCGGGUCAAGUACUGCUUAUCCCAAUUGCAUAGCGGUUCGCCCCCGAGAGGUCACCUCCCCAAAAUCAAACGUCUAUACAUCGACUCCUUUGGCUCAAGCCUAUACGCACUCCAAGAGAGCCGAAUAUCCUGCGACAUCUCUCUUCCAGGAUUCCUUCGACUAUCCUGCAACAGAAAGUAGUGUCGUCGAGACAAAUGAGACUGGUCUUGUAGUGGUUUUACGCAAACCGUCUCCUUCCAUACAGGUUUAUGGACUGGAUGGACGAAAGCUACGGGAAUUCGCACAUGACCUCCUUUCUCCGAAGUGCGUGACCAUUGACAGAGAUGGCCGGAUCAUUGUUGUGGAAAGUCACAUCAUGCGAGUUGGCCUCUAUACGUGGACCGGCAUGAUGCAAUCACGCUUUCAAGUCGACCUCGACUUCCCGACCGCCGUUGCUGUGGAUUCCAACUACCGAAUCUACAUCACAGACAACCUUAACCACUGUGUAAUGCUGUACAACUACCUUGGAGAAAACCUGGGAUCCAUUGGAAUUUGCGGUUUGACUAAUUAUCCGAUGGGUGUAGCCAUUCUGGCCUGUGGUACAAGCAGUGAUGUUACGCCCAACCAGGAACUCGUCGUAAUAGUGGAUAAUCACAAUCGACUGAAUAUCACCGUAUUCCGACCCAACGGCGAAUUAGUCUAUGCAAUGAGCGGUGCCGUCAAACAUGCCCAAAGCUAUGCGAUCGCGGUGGAAUACCGUCAAAGAGAAAUAAGCGCAAAGGCGAAGUCUACGAUAAAAGGGAGCAAGUUAUCGGUGCUACUGGCUAGUAAAGAUUGCUGUGUUUACCGCUACGUUCUGCCGGAUGUGAUCUUGAGGUGA
Molecule: messenger RNA, 3138 nt
Organism: Opisthorchis viverrini
Lineage: Eukaryota; Metazoa; Platyhelminthes; Trematoda; Opisthorchiida; Opisthorchiidae
Exons: 9
Coding region: 1-3138 (1045 amino acids)
Molecular function (GO): protein binding
Source: RefSeq, a predicted model, not a curated record